Sturnus vulgaris (Common starling) is the source of this 768-nucleotide messenger RNA. NCBI's taxonomy places the organism in Eukaryota, Metazoa, Chordata, Aves, Passeriformes, Sturnidae. The record is from RefSeq and is a predicted model, not a curated record.
AUGAAAGAUGAAAUUGCUGCUGCGGUUUUCUUCGUCACCAAGCUGGUGAAGAGGGAGGGCAAGCUGAGCAAGGAGGAAAUAGAGAAAUUUGCAGCAAAGCUGACCACGAUCCUGUUCGAAAAGUACAAAAAUCACUGGUACCCAGACAACCCAUCCCGAGGGCAAGGCUUCAGUGAGAACCUGCACCAGCAGGUCCAAAAUGCUGAACAACCAACAGAGAUUUUUGGGGGUGCUGUGCACGAGCAGAACCCACAAAGCUGCAGAGAAAUCCCAACUCCAGGUGCCCUCUGCUGCUCCAGGUGCAUCAGGCUCAACAAACAGCAGGCACGGGAGCCCCUGCUGGAGCAGGCUUGUGUGGCCAGUGGGCUGGAGUCCAUCCUGCUGGGCUUGCCCAAGGAGGUGACCGUGUGGGUGGAUCCCUUCGAGGUGUCCUGCAGGUACGGGGAGAGGAACCAGCCCUUCACCGUGGCACGCUUUGAUGGGAAGGAGAACCCCGAGCUGCCCCAGCACGUCAGCCUUGCUGUGGCCAAGGCAGCCCUGGACUAUGACUCGGGAACCUCCUCGGACGAGGAAACCUUCAGCAAGGAGCCCAAAGCCAUCCCCACUGUCAGCAACCCCAACAGCAUCUACCAGGCUCCUCACCUGCCCUGGUGGCAGUUCCAGCACAGGAAGCUGCACCUGGCCGAGGGCUCCCACUUUGGCCAGCCCAGGGGCUACAGGAGCGGGGUCACGGUGGACAGGUACCACUGGAUCAACCCCAAGAAAUAG